GUAACACUAAUUAAAUUCCUUUGUAAAAAGGACUAUUGAAAACAUCCAGGCUUUCAAUGGAGAUGAAUCUAAAUAUCCAAGGCUAUCCUCAGAGUCAGCCUCAACAGCAGGAAUAUCCACCUGACCCCAGCUACACACAGCAGCCUGGUUAUCCCCAGUACCCGUACGCGCACGACCCUUCAGCUCCACCGCCACCUUACUAUCCACAACAACAGCCACCACCUCGCCCUAUCUAUGUCCAACAGCAACAGCAGCAAAACAAUGUGGUUGUCAUGCAGCAAGCAGCUCCAGUGACGAUAGUACGUCCAAGCAUUCAUCAAUCAGAUGCUGGACAAGGAGCUCUUGUGUUUGCUAUCAUCAUCACUCUCUUUGCUCUUGUCUGCGGCUGUUGGUGGAGCAUUGUGUGCAGUAUACCAGGGAUCGUGUUUGCAAGCUCUGCUACAAAUGCUGGUGCUCGUGGCGACUAUGACAGUGUCCGUUCAAACAACAACCUCUCGUAUGGAUGCACUGUUGGUGCUAUUGUUGGAGCUGUUGUUGGUGUGGGGUCUCUGUUUGGGAUCGUGUUUGGACUAUCAUCAUCAUCUAGUCGAACUUCCUCCUGCUACUAUUCUAGCCGCUAUUAUUGCUAAUGAGGGGAACAAGGGACUAUGAACAUUGACAAUGAGUAACUAACAUGAAUUUAUUUUGUUGUUUAUUGUACAUACGUUAUUCUUCACAACUUUCUAAGACCUCAAUUUAAUCAUG
This is a messenger RNA of Halichondria panicea, 744 nucleotides long. Its product is annotated as cell death-inducing p53-target protein 1 homolog. The record is from RefSeq and is a predicted model, not a curated record. The coding region runs from base 57 to 629 and encodes 190 amino acids. The transcript is spliced from 4 exons. NCBI's taxonomy places the organism in Eukaryota, Metazoa, Porifera, Demospongiae, Suberitida, Halichondriidae.